CUUCAAGACACAAGAAUGGAAUCACAUCUGUGACUGCAUCCAAGGGCUCACGGCUGGAACACUUCACCGUUGACACUGGAGAUGACGGUCCAGAAAAAACUCUUCCAUGUGUUCAGGCCCAAGAGCAACAUCAGGAGGAGAGACAGCAGGGCACAUUUAUUAGAGAGCAACGUCAGCAUACAAGCAGAUUAUGACCAGGAUGUUAACAGGAACCACCUGUUGGAUAACAACACCUUCAACACCAACACCGAACACAACCUGCAUAGUCAUCUGCAGGAGGAUGAGAUGCUUCAGGAGCUAGCUGGGCUUCUCAGGGUUCCCCUUACUGCUGCUUCCUGCUUCCCAGUGGAUGGCUGUAGUUCACAGACACCUGAGUCUAAUGUGGAACAGCACAGAAAAGCUUGUGUGAAUCACCUCAUACAAAUUUCAGCUGCCAAGCGACUCCCAGAGCCACCAGCAGACCCUGACCAGGACCUCCAGCAGCACCUGAGCCACCUGCAGGAGGCCGUGUGCAAUGAGCUCAUACGGCUGGCUCCCGCUUUGGAGGCCAAGGGCCUGAUGGGGCAAGUGGUACAGUGCUACCACUGUCAGAUAUUCAACCACCUGGACUGUCUGCUCCUGAAGGUCAACUCCUUCAAGAACUGCCUCACCUUGAUGGACUGGGUCCUGAAAACUUAUCUGAGUCAGGACAUGCUUGGUCACCCUGACCUUAGAGAAAUGGAUCCUAUAAAACACGUGGACAUCCUGCUGCUCUCAGAAUGGGGGGUGAAGGCCAAGAACAAGCUGCUUGAAAAAGCACAGGAAGAGAUGAGAGUUCAACUGGAGAACAUCCUGCAGCAUCACAGACAGCAAGACGUCUGUGACGGCAACACAGACGAAGCCUUUGUUCAAACCUAUGUGGACGCUAUUGGGUGCAUCGCUGCCAUGCCUCGGAACGCACAACGCAUCAGCUCUAAACUGUCGUACGAAGUCAAAGAGGUUGGUUUCCAAGAGCUGCACAUAUUUGUGGAGAGGUACAGAGAAGAGCAGACCAAAGUUCUCAAGAAGAUGGAGAAAACAGACAAACUGGAGAUGAUACAGUUUUUCAAGACUUUGAAGACGUGUCAGGAACUCAAGAAGCACAUCCAGACUGAAGGAGAAGAAAUCAGUAGCUCGCUUUGUAAGGAAAUCUUGGAAAUGCUUAAAAAAAUAGAAGAUUUGACUCUAGAACUUCUGAGGGGCGUUGUAACAAAGGUGGCGAAGAAGCACCUUCAGUGUUACUUCCAGUCAAACAAACAGCAAUUUGUGCUGUUGAUUGAUUCAGUGAGUAGGAUGUUUCCACGUCUGGAGAACUGUGACGAAGUACGACAGACAGUGACUCUAGAAGUCUGCAAGAUCCUCGUCCAUAGUUACAUCAAGUAUCUUCUAAAAACAAAGGUGAAGAAACUGCAGCGGUGCUGGAACCCUGAUGUCGGUGAAGCAGUGAGUAAAGAUGCUGGCUGGUUUCACGCCAUCAUGUCGGACCUGGCUCCCGGCGUGCAGGAGUGGAGCAAUAAGAUGAAGAAAAUCGAGGAGGUGCUGGACUGCAGCGACAUCAACGCUCUGAAACUGAUCGUUGCUGCAAUGCAGAAGGACAGUUUAAUAGCGAGUGAGGACCUGCACAGGCUGCUGCGAUGGAAGGGUCUUUCCAAACGGGACGUCAGGGAGGUGCUGGACGCCAUUUGUGACGACUACAACCCCGGAGCAUCAUCCAGAGCCUGGUGCUCAUGUCUGGGGAGCUGAAGAGGGUCCUUCUCAGAUGAUCUCUGAUCUCAGAGAUCCUGUAAGAAUCCUGUUACUGAUUAGUUCUCAGGACCCAAUGAAAGGUGUUUUUGAAUAAGCCUCAACACCUCCAGGUCCGACUGCAUUGCCUGAGUGAUGUCCUUCAGGUUGAGGAACAGAUAGCUUUUUUAUGUGCUGUAUUUUAAAAAUCUGCUCAACUGCUGUUGCAGUACUGAUUUGUUUUUGGUGAUUGGUCCGUUUGCUGCUCUUAAUUUAUUCGCUUGUACCUUUUCUGUUUGGGAUGUUUGAACUUGUUCAUGAACAAAGCUGUAAGAAGCAGAGAGGAUUUGUUCUUGUUUUCAGUUUAGGAUUUAAACUGAGCUGCUCCUCUGUUUGUGCACUGGAGGACUCUUCGUCACUUUAAUGAAGUUGUUCAGGUUUUUAUGUAUUUCUUCAUAUGAUUUGUUAAGACAUUCCUAGGAUUUAUAAGGUUAAGCAUCAAACUGUCUGUUUCUGGUUCAUGCACCACAAAACAGAUCUUCUCCUGUAAGAGCUGCCUUGUAUUGAAGGUCGAAUGUUAACUCAUGAUUUGCAUGUUUACGCUCUCUCUCUUUAUUUACAGUUGAUUGUCCUGCUUUGGUGGAUUUCAUUUACUUCUGUAAUAAUUAAUAAUCCAUUCAUUGGUGAUUCUUCGUUACUAGGGAGCAAGUUACACUUUUCUUAUUCUGUCAUCUGUGUAAUAAA
Molecule: messenger RNA, 2484 nt
Organism: Betta splendens (Siamese fighting fish)
Lineage: Eukaryota; Metazoa; Chordata; Actinopteri; Anabantiformes; Osphronemidae
Exons: 11
Coding region: 82-1761 (559 amino acids)
Biological process (GO): exocytosis; exocyst localization
Cellular component (GO): exocyst
Molecular function (GO): SNARE binding
Source: RefSeq, a predicted model, not a curated record